AUGACAGACGUUCAGAUUCCUGAUAUCUUCGAGGGCACGGUGAUCAAACGUGGUGAUGUUAACUACGAAAGUGAAUGCUACCAGAAUGCAUCGAGCUCGUACAUGAAAGAGGACAUCAUUCGACCGAUGGCUAUUAUAAAGGCAGCAAAUGACGACGACGUGAUACAAGCCAUUAAAUACGCGAGCAAAAACAAAAUCGCUGUAGCCGUUCGCACAGGAGGUCAUCAAUAUAGCGGAGCGUCAUCCACAAAUGGAAAAAAUAUUCAACUCGAUUUAUCCCAGACGUACAAGGAUUUUCAAUGGGAUAAUGAGGAUUGCACAUCAGUGAUUUUUGGUAUUAGCUUCUCAUUGAACGAUUUCAAUGCCAAGCUUAGGGAAGAAGAUCGAUUUGUGCCACAUGGUCAAUGUUCACAAGUUAAUAUAGGUGGACAUAUCCAAACUGGGGGAUACGGUCAGUUGGCCAGAAGUUUCGGGCUCCUCUCGGAUCAUGUCGAAAAAUUCCGCAUUAUUACCGCCAAUUGUCAAACGCAAUGGGUUUCCCGCAACGAUGAUUUGUUCUUCGCCGUUUUGGGUGGAAGUCCUGGAAAUUUUGGGGUGCUUACCCACAUCAAUCCGAACGUUUUCAGAGACCAAGACUACCCGAAUUCUCGCGGCUUCAGAGCCAUAUGCCCAUACAACCGGGACAGUCUCAAGGGAUUGUUGGAUAUAAUGGUGGGUAUGGCAGAAGAUGAUGAGUUCCCUGCUGAUUACAACUAUUGUGUCUCGGUGAUUGAUGAUCCGCGAUUUCCUACGUCUUCUGAGUUAACCUACGACCAGAGAUAUAAUAAAAAAAAAGUUUUUGUGCAACAGGAGGUAACUUGGACCCGGAUUAUCAUCAUUUUUGUGCAAUGGGCCAAUCUGGAAGGAUCUCAGCAAAAAUACAACUCGGAUUUCGUCGACAAAAUUCGAAAGGCAGCUGGCAUUAGUGAUUAUAACGCCAAACAGCUAGUUCAAGUCAGUGACAAACAUUACACACCAAUGUCUAAGUUGACCGGCGACUGGAUUGUUCCAAUGGAACGAGCGUUCAACCUUCCAUACUUCAAGCGUGCAUACUCGUCCAAUUCCAGCUCUGAGAGACUCAAGGAAUUCAAUUGGACAGAAUGGGUUUGCGAUCGUAUUGAUAAAAAGGAUACAAUCAGGAUUUGUCCUUAUCAGCACAAUUUCAGCAUUUUGGUGGCUCCAAAUCGCGAUUUUUCCAAAACGGAAAGAAAGGUUUCACGUCUUUCAGUUGGAGAGACACUCGCCUUGUCUGGACGAGGGGUUGGAAGUUCGGAUGCUAUAUUUUGCGAAGAUGAUCGUCGCUUUUUGUGGGGCUCGCACGAUUUGGACCUAAGUGCUGCUCAGAAGUAUUAUUACGACCGAUACCCUAAA
Molecule: messenger RNA, 1410 nt
Organism: Cetraspora pellucida
Lineage: Eukaryota; Fungi; Glomeromycota; Glomeromycetes; Diversisporales; Gigasporaceae
Source: the annotation of a GenBank genome assembly